Molecule: messenger RNA, 2117 nt
Organism: Gymnogyps californianus (California condor)
Lineage: Eukaryota; Metazoa; Chordata; Aves; Accipitriformes; Cathartidae
Gene: TRIM47
Product: tripartite motif containing 47
Molecular function (GO): zinc ion binding; protein binding
Source: RefSeq, a predicted model, not a curated record
AUGGAGACCGCGCCCGGGAGCGCCCCGCCGCUCUCCGCCGCGGCGUUGCGGCUGGCGCUGGCUGCUCCGGGGCUGCCCGACGGCCCCUUCGGUUGCCCCAUCUGCCUGGACGUCCUGAAGGACCCGGUGACGGUGCCGUGCGGGCACAACUUCUGCCAGGGCUGCCUGGGGGCGCUCCGCCAGCGGCCGGGCCCCCCGACGAGCGGCGGAGCGGGCGGGGCUGCCCGCUGCCCGCUCUGCCAGGAGCCCGUCCCCGCAGCCUUGCGGCUCCGCAAGAACCGCGCCCUCUGCGAGGUGCUGCCGCUGCUGGCGGCCGCCGCCGCCGCCGCCGCCGGUUCGUCCCCCCCGUCCCCAGCCGCCGGGUCCCCGAUGGCACCGGGAGCCGAGGAGCAGGAGGAUGCGGCGGGGGAGGAAGGAGCGGCGGUGCUGUGCGACGUGUGCCCGGCGGGGUCGCGGGUGGCGGCGGCGCGAUCGUGCCUGGUCUGCCUGGCCUCCUUCUGCGGAGCUCACCUGGAGCCUCACCGCCGGGCCCCCGCCUUCCGCGCCCACCGCCUGGUAGCCCCGCUGCGGCGGCUGGAGGAGGGUCUCUGCCCCCGCCACCUCCAGCCCCUCGACGGCUUCUGCCGCGCCGAGCAAACCUGCGUCUGCGCCCGCUGCCGCGCCCACGAGCAUCGCGCCCACGACGUGGUGCCCCUCGAGCGGGAGCGCGAGCACAAGGAGGCCCAACAAGCCAAAUUCCUCAGCGAUGUGGAGAAUGAGCUGGAGGAGCUGGCAGUCACCAUAGCGCAGGGCAAGAAGAUGGUGGAGCUCAUUAAGGGCGCCGCCACGAAGGAGAGGGAAAGAGUCGAGAAGCUCUUUGCAGAAGCCUCUGAGGUCCUGGCGACCUUCCAGAAGGAGGUGACCGGUUUCAUCGAGGACGGGGAGCGCUCCAUGCUGGGGGAGGCCGAGGCCGAUCUCCGCUGGAAGGAGGAGAGGCGAGCCAAGCUGGCCCAGUGCAAGCAAAACCUGGAGAACGUCCCCAGCACUGACACCAUCUACUUCCUCCAGGAAUUUCAGGCCUUAAAAGUAGCCAUGGAAGAAAACCUCUCCCCGGCUCUGAGCUUCCAGAACGAGCUGAACUUCACCAAAUGCACCCAAGCCGUGGGCGCCAUGAAGGAUGUGCUGUCCGCUGCCUGCAAAAACCAGUGGGACCGCUUGCAGGGGAAAGGAAUUGAUGGGCUGAGUUUCCAGGAGAUGGAAGAAGCGUUGGCCGAGUCCCGAUUUCCAGACAAGUCGAACAAUCCCGCCUGCUUGGAGAGCCGUGAUUACUUCCUGAAAUUUGCCUUCAUCAUUGACCUGGACAGUGACACGGCUGACAAGUUCAUCCAGUUGUUUGGCACCAAAGGGGCCAAGCGGGUGCUGUGUCCCAUCCCCUACCCGGAGAGCCCGACCCGGUUUAUCAACUGCGAGCAGGUGCUGGGUGUGAACCUCAUGAACCGGGGCAACUACUACUGGGAGGUGGAGCUCAUCGACGGCUGGGUCAGCAUCGGCGUCAUCGCUGAGGACUUCGACCCCCGGGAGUCCUACAACCGCGGACGCCUGGGUCGGAACGAGAAGUCCUGCUGCCUGCAGUGGAAUGGACAGAACUACGUGGCCUGGUUUGGUGGCUUUGAGUCCGUCAUCCAGCAGCCAUUUUUCCACACAAUCGGGGUCUUCCUGGAGUAUUCGGAGAAGACCCUGACCUUCUACGGAGUCAAGGACUCCAAGAUGACCUGCCUGCAGCAGCUCAAAGUCUCCCAUUUUGCCAAGGGUCAGUUUGACCCAUUCCAGAACAAGAUCAACCACCAAUUCGCCUCUCUUUUCUUGUGCAAGCUGAAACCAGCCUUCUUCCUGGAGAGUGUCGAUGCCCACCUGCAGAUCGGGCCACUGAAGAAAGAUUGCGUUUCAGUGCUAAAGCGUAGGUAACUGCCCGGAGAGCGGGAGCACGGGAAGACCCAGAAAAGUCUCUCCUGCAGUGUAUUGCUGCCGUCACGGCUUCUCUUUGGUAGCGUUGUAUUUCUCUGUGGCAGCCCUCCCUCCUCGCUCUGUGCUGUUUGUCACCCAGGGGUGGAUGAAGCCGUCCGGCGGGCAGAGCCGCG